Leptinotarsa decemlineata (Colorado potato beetle) is the source of this 585-nucleotide messenger RNA. RefSeq lists its product as uncharacterized. Lineage: Eukaryota; Metazoa; Arthropoda; Insecta; Coleoptera; Chrysomelidae. Gene Ontology annotation, cellular component: centrosome; ciliary basal body. The record is from RefSeq and is a predicted model, not a curated record.
AAUAUUUAUGUUAUGUAUAUUUUUGUGUUUUAAAUUUAUCACAUUGUGUGUGUUUGAAAUUUUUAACAUUGUAUUAAGUCUUUCAUAGUAUUUUUAUAAAAAUGAGUGAACAUGGAGCUGCAUUACAAACAUAUAAUCAAGAACUAGUAAAAUGUUUGGAGGAUAUAAAAAGAAAGAAAAAUGAAAUAGUUCAUUGUCUCCAUAGGGAAGAAGCAGAAAAACUAGUUUUAGAAAAAAACGUCAAGGUAUUGCAAGACAAAUUAAAAAUUUUGAAUCGAAAUAUAGAUCACCACAAAAGCAUAUAUGAACAGUAUGAUAAAAUCAUCAACGAAACUGAAAAUGGAUUUAGAAAGAUACUAGAAAGCAGCCAAACUCUACUACAAGUGGUUCAGCAACAAACUACUAGAAUAGACUCGAGACACAAUUCGAUUUCAGGUGUAAAUAAGUUGGAGCUUAAAGAUACUAUGAAUUCUAACCCCGUUUUUGACAAUUAGGUAGAUACAAUAAUAAGUGAAGAAAAGAGAAUUGAAACUUUCUAUGUUUUUUACCACUUUUAUUUGUAACUAACGUUACAGCUGUUUCGCC